Messenger RNA from Physcomitrium patens, 1763 nucleotides. RefSeq names its product ATP synthase gamma chain 1, chloroplastic. NCBI's taxonomy places the organism in Eukaryota, Viridiplantae, Streptophyta, Bryopsida, Funariales, Funariaceae. Gene Ontology annotation, molecular function: proton-transporting ATP synthase activity, rotational mechanism. Gene Ontology annotation, biological process: proton motive force-driven ATP synthesis. Gene Ontology annotation, cellular component: chloroplast thylakoid membrane. The record is from RefSeq and is a predicted model, not a curated record.
AGCAAGGCUGGUUUUCGGCCAUUCGAUGCAAGCGAUGAUGCUGCUGGAUAAGGCGUCGCCAUUGCCACCAUAGCCAUGUACCCCACUGAUCACCUCUCAUCGCGUCUCCCCUCCUCACUGCUGCAUUCCAUUGCGCAGCCAGUGCUUCGACAAUCCGUCACUCCGGUCCAUCGCACCCUCCCUGCUCCGGACUGUGCUCGAUAAGUGUUGAUUUGUUGCAAUGGCGGCCUCUAUCGCAUGCGGUUCGUCUCUACAGAUGGCUACCUUCGAGGGCCUGUCGGCUCGGUCCUUGGGUCUGCGUGGUGCGGAGCCUGCUGGAUCUGUGGAGUUGGCGACAGGGAGAAGCGCUGCUAGGCGCGAUGGCCGUGGACGCUCCGUGGUCACCGCUGGGUUGAAGGACUUGCGGGACCGAAUCGCUACCGUGAAGAACACGCAGAAGAUUACUGACGCCAUGAAGCUCGUGGCCGCUGCCAAGGUGCGUCGCGCGCAGGAGGCUGUGGUGAAUGGCCGCCCCUUCUCGGAGAACCUCGUCAAGGUGUUGUACAACGUUAAUGAGCAAAUCUCUACGGAGGAUAUCGAUAUCCCACUCACCACCGUGAGGCCUGUGAAGAAGAUUGCCCUCGUUGUGAUCACGGGAGAUAGAGGAUUGUGCGGUGGGUUCAACAACUACGUGUUGAAGAAAGCGGAAAAGAGGAUGGCGGAGAUACGCAACAUGGGAAUCGACCUUACCGUGGUAAGUAUCGGGAAGAAGGGCAACAGCUAUUUCAAGAGGAGGCCGGCUAUCCCAGUUGACAGAUUUCUGGAUGCCGGAAAUGCCCCCACGACGAAGGAGGCGCAGGCCGUCGCUGACGAGUUGUUCUCUCUCUUCGUCUCGGAGGAAGUUGACAAGGUGGAACUGCUGUACACUCGAUUCGUGUCGUUGAUCAAAUCCGACCCUAUCAUCCACACCUUGUUACCCCUUUCUCCUCAGGGAGAGGUUUGUGACAUCAGUGGCAACUGCGUUGACGCCGCCGAUGACGAGAUGUUCAGAUUAACUACUAAGGACGGGAAAUUCUCUGUGGAGAGGGAGACCAUCAGGACCGAGACCGUCGACUUCGCCGGUGUGCUUACAUUCGAGCAGGAGCCUGUUCAGAUCCUUGACGCUUUGUUGCCUUUGUAUCUCAACAGCCAGAUCCUGAGAGCUCUGCAGGAGUCCAUCGCCAGUGAACUCGCGGCUCGUAUGAACGCCAUGAGCAAUGCAUCCGACAAUGCUUCCGAUUUGAAGAAGUCGCUCUCCGUUUCUUACAACAGGCAACGUCAAGCUAAGAUUACCGGAGAGAUUCUCGAGAUCGUGGCUGGUUCUACCGUGACCAUCUAGACUACUUCCUGAUCUUCCAUACUCAGGAUUCUACAUGUUUGGAUCGAUCUCUUUAGAGCUGGUAUCCUUAUGCUUCUGUACACUAAGUGGACAAGAGCAGUGAUCGAAAAGGGGGUCACUGUAUUGACCUCUGCGUUGCCCCUCUGCAGUCGAUCGCUGCUCUUAGAUCCCUGUAAUUUCAGUUCUGUCUAGGUUUUGGUAGUCAUCCAUAAUUUUGAGCACUGUAUUCAUUCUCAUAUCGACUUUGUACCUUUAUGAUUCCAUCCAUAACUUGUAACCUAGAGCUGGGGCAUCUUCUAGCAUCGUGUCUGGUCGAGACCCACAGAAUCAGUAGUAAUAAAUUCGCUCGAAUCAGUGGCAAGAUUCUUUCCCUCAAUUGUUCUGCUUCUGAGCAACUGAGGCUUCA